AUGGCCACAGACGUCGUCCUCGAGACGACCAUGGGCGCUAUCACAGUCGAGCUCUACAAGGACCACGCCCCGAAAACCUGCAAAAACUUCUCGACCCUGGCGCAGCGAGGGUAUUAUGACAAUGUGAUUUUCCACCGCAUCAUCCCGAAUUUCAUGGUCCAAACCGGUGAUCCCACUGGGACAGGGCGCGGCGGUUCCAGCAUCUACGGAGAGAAAUUCGCCGACGAGAUCCAUCCCGCGCUGAAGCACACCGGUGCUGGGGUGCUGAGCAUGGCCAAUAGCGGGAAAGACACCAACGGCAGUCAAUUCUUCAUUACUUUGGCCCCUACCCCGUGGUUGGAUGGAAAACAUACAAUAUUCGGGCGCGUCAAGAGUGGGAUGAAGGUCGUGCAGAGGAUGGGUCUGGUCAAGACCAACAGUGAGGAUCGACCUUUGGAAGAAGUCAAGAUAAUCCGUGCGAGAGUGGUUGAAGGUACGGAGUAA
This is a messenger RNA of Capronia coronata CBS 617.96, 483 nucleotides long. Its product is annotated as peptidyl-prolyl cis-trans isomerase-like 1. Gene Ontology annotation, biological process: protein peptidyl-prolyl isomerization; protein folding. Gene Ontology annotation, molecular function: peptidyl-prolyl cis-trans isomerase activity. Lineage: Eukaryota; Fungi; Ascomycota; Eurotiomycetes; Chaetothyriales; Herpotrichiellaceae. The record is from RefSeq and is a predicted model, not a curated record. The coding region runs from base 1 to 483 and encodes 160 amino acids. Gene Ontology annotation, cellular component: catalytic step 2 spliceosome. The transcript has 2 exons.